Ficedula albicollis (Collared flycatcher) is the source of this 1097-nucleotide messenger RNA. It is a transcript of the gene SLC50A1, whose product is annotated as solute carrier family 50 member 1. The record is from RefSeq and is a predicted model, not a curated record. NCBI's taxonomy places the organism in Eukaryota, Metazoa, Chordata, Aves, Passeriformes, Muscicapidae. Gene Ontology annotation, cellular component: membrane. Gene Ontology annotation, molecular function: sugar transmembrane transporter activity. The transcript is spliced from 6 exons. Gene Ontology annotation, biological process: carbohydrate transport. Bases 80 to 646 code for a protein of 188 amino acids.
CUGGAGCCCCCCACCCCAGCACUGCCAGGCACCCAGGAGACCACUGCCCUCUGCUUCCCCCAGGUCUGACCUGCGCCAGAUGUUGGCCACCAAGAGCGUGGAGAACAUCCAGUUCCUGCCCUUCCUCACCACUGAUGCCAACAACCUGAGCUGGUUGGGCUACGGCUGCCUGAAGGGGGACGGGACGGUGAUCACCGUCAACGCCAUCGGGGCGACUCUGCAGACCCUCUACAUCCUGGUCUAUCUCUACUACAGCCCUGCCAAGCGCCCCGUGCUGCUGCAGAUCCUGCUGCUCCUGGCUGUGGUGGUCACUGGCUGGGGCUACUUCACCAGCCUGGUUGACACGGGGACGCGCCUGACACGCCUGGGGCUCUUCUGCAGCGUCUUCACCAUCACCAUGUACCUCUCACCACUGGCUGACCUGGCCAAGGUUAUCCGGAGCAAGUCGACGCGGUGCCUGUCCUUUCCCCUGACCGUCGCCACCCUUGUGGCCUCCAGCAGCUGGACGCUCUAUGGCCUGCAGCUCCAUGAUCCCUACAUCACAGUCCCCAACGUGCCAGGGAUCGUCACCAGCCUCGUGCGGUUCUGGCUCUUCCAGCGGUACAGGCCAGAGCAGGACAAGCCCUACAGCCCCCUGCCUGCCUGAGAGGUGCCCUGAGGAGCACCCCAACUCUGGCCUGGGCUGGCCCCAAGUGCUGCCACUCCCAGUGGGACACCAGGAGGGACCUCCUGCCUCCAGCCCUGCAUCCUGCAGCGAAGGUUCUGGAGCUCUCAGCAAUGCGUUUGGGGUGCCAUAAGCCCCUCAAAUCCCAGGGUGGGAGGAGAGUUUUCCAUGCCCAUGGCCCUGCCUGGCACUGGGAUGGGGCUUCCAGGGGUCCACGUGUCACUUUUGUAUGGAUUCAAGUGCCUUUUAAUAAAUCAGAGACUUCCCAGUGCCUGCUUCUUGUGCCUCCCUCCAGGUGCUGCUGCAGAGGAUGGUACAGCUGCUGGCCCUGCAGCAGCUUUGGGAGCUCCUUGUGGCCAACCAGGGGCUGUUUAUGGCCAUACAGGGGCUAUUUGUGGUGGGGGCUCAUCCUGGCACACCCUGGGCUCUGGCU